AUGAGAGCACCCUACUCGCUGUCCUGCCUGCUCCUCCUGAGCCUGGGAGCCUGCUUCCCUCCCGGCGAGCGCUGGGAGCCGGGAGAGCCGGGCGAAGGGGCUCUGCUGGGUCCCGGCUGGCAAACGGCGGCGGAGGGCCGCGGUGCCGGCUGGAGGGCAGGGGCAAAGCGGAGGAGAAGCGAGGAGGAGCUGGAUGCGCUGCUGAGCGUGGCCCGGGAGCUGCGGGGGCUCGGCGCGGCCGGGGCCGGGCGGCGGCCGGGCAGGAGCGGCGGCCCCGAGGUGCUGCCCGUCGGAGGGGAGAAGCGCAGCGGCACCCUGGGCGACCUGGCAGAGGAGCUCAACGGCUACAACAGGAAAAAAGGGGGCUUCACCUUCCGCUUUGGGAGAUGAGAGCUCGGACUCGAUUCCCCACCUCCCGCGGGUCACCCCGUCCCGUCCUUCCCUUCCGUCUCGCCUGGGUUUGCUCGGACAAAAGGAUAUUGGGGGGUUUUGCUGCUGGGGCUGCCCUGGGGAGGGGGGACGCUGCUUUUGCUCCACUCCCGGCUCUUGUCUAGCUCUCCCAUCCCUGUUCCCGACAGAUGCAAUGGAAGAAAAGGAGGGUGCCUUAAGGAGAAAUCACCAAAUCCCUUCCCUGAUCACACAGAGCUCUUGCUGGGGCACAGGGAAAGGGCCUGGUGCUGGGUCUCCAGUGCUGACA
Molecule: messenger RNA, 697 nt
Organism: Motacilla alba alba
Lineage: Eukaryota; Metazoa; Chordata; Aves; Passeriformes; Motacillidae
Gene: QRFP
Product: pyroglutamylated RFamide peptide
Exons: 1
Coding region: 1-390 (129 amino acids)
Molecular function (GO): orexigenic neuropeptide QRFP receptor binding
Source: RefSeq, a predicted model, not a curated record